GAUAGACCCCCAGAGAUGCAGAGUGUGCGCCUCUAGUAAGAGUAUGAACACCGUUGAUCGAUUCAAUCAGCCAUAUCUAAUAGGGAAAUAAAAGUACUGCGGUUGAAAAUUACAAACGAGCUGUAAGAAUUAAUUCCGCAAACCUCCACUACGAGUCUCCACUAGUUUUGUUCGAAAAGUUAGUGAGUUGAGCUAGUCUAUGACACAUGGCCCAUGAUUUUUCACUUUUCAGCUUCUUUCUUCUUUUUCUGAAUAAACAGAAAAAAAGGUGAACUAGCAAUACAACUCGAUAGUUGGUCAGAGAUAAUCUUACUUUCAGCUGAUAUAACUAAACAUUGCACUAUAUAUUAAGUGUUUAUUUUUCGCAGCGCACGUGCAACGGUGCACACGUGCAGUGUGGCAGUGUGUCAGUGUGUCGUUGACGUGAAUUUGUAUUUGAUAUAUGUAAUUCUGUGCGUCCAUAAUGAGCUAUAAAGACAAUUUUAACGUUUUCGUCGGUGGAAAGUCGGGUGUUUUUAAAGGAAUUAAAAUUGAGAAGAAGGCGAAUGUAAUAAAAAAUAUACAGGACUUGGUCUCGAUAAGAGAAAACGAUCAGAUCACCACCAUUUCGUGGAGUAACGAAGAUGAAAAAGAUGUUCUAAUCGCAUGUGGUGUGAAAGAGGAUAAGAGAAUAAAGGUUUAUGACUCUGAGAGCUCUGAAUUUACAUGCUCAUUUCCUUGUAACACGGGCAAAGGAAGCAUAAAUGGGCUAUCACGAUACAAUGAAUCGAUCCUAACAGCUGUUAAAUCUGGUGAGGUAAGCUCGUGGCCGUUUAAUGGGAAGGAAGAGAUAUUGGUAAAUGCUGGAGAGAAUCUAGAUAAAAUGUGUCACUCGCGUGUGCAGAAGAAUAUAAUAGCAACUGGGGGAUUGGAAAAUAGGCUGAAAUUGUUUGACCUGGAGAAACGAACGUUAAUAUUUAGCGAAAAAAAUCUUUCUCACGAUUGGUUGGAGUUAAGAAUACCUAUCUGGAUAUCAGACUUGAACUUCCUACCGGCAACUCAACAAAUAGUCACAGCCGGUAGAUAUGGACAUAUACGCUUGUAUGAUCCGCGUGCACAAAGACGUCCUGUGAUAAAUACAACGAUUCAAGACGAAGCUUUAACUUGCCUGUGCAUUACACCCGCAGAAAGGCAUAUCAUAGUAGGUUCAGGCAAAGGACGGAUGAAUCUCGUUGAUCUGAGAAAAUCGGGCACUAUACUAAACACAUAUAAGGGAUUUGCUGGUGGUGUAACCGGAGUGGCUUGUAGCAUGAGUAAUCCAUACGUUGCGAGCGUUAGUCUCGACAGGUAUCUACGAAUACAUCACGUCGACACGAAAGAAGUCUUGAAAAAGAUUUAUUUAACGUCCAAGUUGACGUGUUUGGUAGUGAGAUCAGAUUUCUCCAUAGAAAGUAUAAUUGAUGAUAAACAGAAAGUAGUAGAGCUGCAUUGCGAUAAUAUCGACAAGCGAUCUUGCGGAAAUGAGGUGGCCAGCGAAGAAGAAUACGACGAACUGUUCAACAAAAUGGAAGCGGUAGAUAGUGAGCGCGUAGAAUUCAAUAAAAGACGGAAACGCAUUAAACUGACGCAAGAGGAGCGGUCAUCGAUCGAGCGUGAUAGGUCCCAAGAUUCGACAAAAACAAGGAACAGGAAGAACAGAAAAGAGAUUAAGCAAGACUGAAGAGAAGCUAAACAUUUCCUUCGACAAUUUCUACGUGCUCUCAACAAGUAACAAGUCGUGUCGAAGCCAAGUACGCGGUAUAUGCUGCACAGGCUACAGCGUAAUCCUUAAUAACUUUAUCAAGUAGAAGGAGUGAGAACGUGGCAACAAUUCGCAAGGUUGCGGCGUAUUUUGUACUAAAGAAGAAACGAUGCUCGCGACUACAGCACAUUAAAUGGUAUUCUUCAGCUGUACAAAAAAAUUUCUGCACACAUCUUCUCUACUACAUCUCCCGUUAAUCGAUUAACGCUAAUGUUUUAGCUUUGUCAUAUCCCGACUGCGUCUAGAUCUCAAACAGAAUAUUUAUGCGCGCAUUCCAACGUGUUGAGAAAUACACUUGCUACAUUUACAGGCACUAUCCCCUUCAAAAUCGAGUUUAACUACCAUCACCUGCAUUCCUACGUGAGAAAGUAACAAGAGUGAAAGUUUCGCUUGUUUUCAGGACAUAUUCCAUUUUCUUCAACAAAGAGAUUAUUUACGUGAUUUCCAAACAAAAUUACUCUGGGUGGUUAGGUGGCUAACUCAACUAUAUAGAAUCAACAAUUGUUUUGAAAGAAUGUUUCGCUCAAUGACACUCAUCGGCAGCAUCUCCACAAAAAUGCACGUGAUCCAUCUUGGAGCUUUCUAUGCUCAAAAAAAAUCGUAAUGUAAAACUUAUAAUCAAUAAAAUCCUCUUCCUCGC
Messenger RNA from Ooceraea biroi (clonal raider ant), 2420 nucleotides. Its product is annotated as WD repeat domain 74 lethal (2) k09848. Gene Ontology annotation, molecular function: protein binding. Gene Ontology annotation, cellular component: nucleolus; preribosome, large subunit precursor. NCBI's taxonomy places the organism in Eukaryota, Metazoa, Arthropoda, Insecta, Hymenoptera, Formicidae. The record is from RefSeq and is a predicted model, not a curated record. Gene Ontology annotation, biological process: ribosomal large subunit biogenesis.